GAUCAGGCAGGGGCGGGCCGGAGACGUCCUUUCCGUCGCGACUGCAGGAGACCUGGACCACUCAGGCUUGCAGUCUCCGGUUUCUGCCCAGCGACGCCGCUCCAACCUCGUGGUGUGCUCGCCAGGGCACUUAUAGGCUUGCGAUCUCCCUGGGCCCGGACUCCUGGCCACAAGUCCAGGACUGGUGCUGAGAGCUCAUCACACAGCCAUGGCCAGCAAGGGUCCUGAGUUCGAGCACCCGUCCGUGACGCUCUUCCGACGGUACCUGCGCAUACGCACGGUCCACCCUGAGCCCGACUACGAAGCUGCCAUCACCUUCCUUGAGGAGAGGGGCCACCAGCUGGGCCUAAGCUGUCAGAAAGUGGAGGUGGUACCUGGUUAUGUGAUUCUUGUGCUGACCUGGCCAGGCACCAACCCUACACUCUCCUCCAUCUUACUCAACUCCCACAUGGAUGUGGUGCCUGUCUUCAAGGAACAUUGGAGUCAUGACCCUUUUGAGGCCUUCAAGAAUCCUGAGGGCUACAUCUAUGCCAGGGGUACCCAGGACAUGAAGAGUGUCAGCAUCCAGUACUUGGAGGCUGUGAGGAGGCUGAAGGAUGAGGGCCACCGUUUUCCUAGAACCAUCCACAUGACCUUUGUGCCUGAUGAGGAAGUUGGAGGUUUUAAAGGCAUGCAGGCAUUCGUGCAGCGGCCUGAGUUCCAGUCCCUGAGAGUAGGCUUUGCCCUGGAUGAAGGCCUGGCCAACCCCACAGAUGCCUUCACUGUCUUUUAUAGUGAGCGGGCUACCUGGUGGGUGCGGUUCAUCAGCACUGGGAGGCCAGGCCAUGGCUCACGUUUCAUUGAGGACACAGCAGCAGAGAAGCUGCACAAGGUCAUGAGCUCUGUCCUGGCGUUCCGGGAGAAGGAAAAGCAGAGGCUGCAAUCAAACCCUCACCUGAAGGAGGGGGCUGUGACCUGUGUGAACCUGACAAAGAUAGAGGGUGGUGUGGCAUUGAAUGUGGUACCUGCCACUAUAAGUGCUGACUUUGACUUUCGCAUCGCACCAGAUGUGGACCUGGAGGCUUUUGAGAAGCAGCUGCAAAGAUGGUGCCAGGAAGCUGGCGAGGGGGUCACCUUCGAGUUUGCUCAGAAAUGGAUGGAGCCCCGAGUGACCUCUACUGAUGAUGCAGACCCCUGGUGGGCAGCUUUCAGUGGGAUCUGCAAGGACAUGAACCUCACACUGGAGCUGGAGAUCCUUCCUGCUGCCACGGACAGCCGCUAUAUCCGCGCAGCAGGAGUCCCAGCUCUGGGCUUCUCACCCAUGAACCGUACACCCGUGCUACUACACGACCAUGAUGAGCGACUGCAUGAGGCCGUGUUCCUCCGAGGAAUUGACAUAUACACACGUCUGCUGCCUGCCCUGGCCAGUGUGCCUGCCCUGCCCACUAACAACUGAGCCCUAGACCCCCAGCCUCUGCCCUGGAGCUUUCACCCCAACCAGGACAAAAACCUCCUCUUCUUCUGCCCAGUUAGUCUGUGUGGACAGAGGCUGCACCUGAAGUUCUAAGUGCAGACAUUCAUGGAGAAGGGGGGUCCUCAUUCUUCUGGUGACAUGCUGUUACAUCCCCAUUUCUUUUUUUUUUUUUUGGUACUGGGGAUCAAACUUGGGUCCUUGUGCUUGCGCAGCAGGCGGCGAAACCACUGAGCUAAAUCCCCGGCCCCUACAUCCCCAUUUCAGAUGCUAUGAAACUGGCUCUAGGCCCUUGCCUACCAGCGUACAAUGCUCUGUACUCCUUGACAUGACAGUCCAGUACCACUGAGCCGCAUCUCCCCACCAAUAAGGACCCUUAGUUCCUGUGCUCGGUGGCCAUGCUUAAAUCUGACCUGUACAGUUGGGGACACUGCUCCAUCAUAAGGGGAUACCAAGAUAAGCACCUCAGGGUACUACUACUAGCUUUCUUGGGGGUACCCUUGGGACCCUAGGGGAGGACCAGAAUGAGGGCAGCUGGGCCGCCAUUAGUGGCACAGCUUACAAGGUAUGAGUGCUUAUUUUGUUGGUGUGUUUUGUCAAAACCCAUGGGCUCUGAUGUGGGAAGCGGAGGCCCUGGUAGACCAGGUAUUUAUCUUAAGUUUCCAGCAGACUGGCCAGUGGUCAUUGAUCAGUAUAUGUGGAGGGGCCCAAGAGCUGGCUUUUAGUCUCGGUGCUUGUAGGAAUCCAGUUUGAUGACUACGCCCAAAUACAACCAUCUUGGUUGUAACCAUCCAUUUGACUGCCAGGUGACCCUGCCAAGCAUUCCAAACCCUACAGGACAAAGAAAGUCAUUAAGAUAGUCCAGGGCCGGGGAUUUAGCUCAGUGGUUUCACCGCCUGCUGCGCAAGCACAAGGACCCAAGUUCGAUCCCCACUACCAAAAAAACAAAAACAUUAAGAUAGUCCACCUGACAUUUGCUGUUAAUAGUUUGUGUGUGGAGGAUGCUAGGGAUGGAAUCCAGGGCUUUUCAUAUGCUAGGCAAGCAUUCUACCACUGAGCUAUGUCCCCAGCCCAUAUUAGUACUUUUUGAGAAAGCCGGUUAGCUUCAGGCUUUGUCUAGAUAAACCCCUUCCUCUUGCUGUCUGCUAUUGCCCAAGACACCCAUCUGUCAUUAGGUCCCCAAUAAACUGGUUUUUGUGCAAUCCCA
Molecule: messenger RNA, 2657 nt
Organism: Heterocephalus glaber (naked mole-rat)
Lineage: Eukaryota; Metazoa; Chordata; Mammalia; Rodentia; Bathyergidae
Gene: Acy1
Product: aminoacylase 1
Biological process (GO): amino acid metabolic process
Cellular component (GO): cytoplasm
Molecular function (GO): aminoacylase activity
Source: RefSeq, a predicted model, not a curated record